Molecule: messenger RNA, 1008 nt
Organism: Didymosphaeria variabile
Lineage: Eukaryota; Fungi; Ascomycota; Dothideomycetes; Pleosporales; Didymosphaeriaceae
Gene: GLD1
Product: mitochondrial glycerol dehydrogenase Gld1
Exons: 5
Coding region: 1-1008 (335 amino acids)
Cellular component (GO): cytosol
Molecular function (GO): aldose reductase (NADPH) activity
Source: RefSeq, a predicted model, not a curated record
AUGUCUUCCGGCAAGACCGUCACUCUUAACACUGGUGCUAAGAUUCCACAAUUGGGCUAUGGCACCUGGCAAGCCGGUCCUGGUGAGGUUGGAAAUGGUGUCUACGAGGCCUUGAAGGUUGGCUACCGCCACCUGGAUCUCGCAAAGAUGUACGUUGCCCAGCCCUACGAGAACCAGAAAGAAGUUGCUCAAGGUAUCAAGCGCGCCUUCAAGGAGUUUGGCAUUAAGCGAGAGGACGUCUUCAUCACCUCAAAGCUCUGGAACACCCAGCACGAUCCCAAGACCGUCGAGGCUGCCCUCGAUGACACCCUUGCCGAGCUCGAGCUUGAGUACCUGGAUCUUUACCUCAUCCACUGGCCCGUGAACUUCGGCCCGGGCAAAGAUCCCCACUCCGACCUCUUCCCUGCGACUUCCGAUCCCAACGAGGUCAACAUCGACAACUCGAUCCCUAAUAGCGAGACAUGGAAGGCCGUACACGCGCUGCCCAAGAGCAAGGCCCGUUCCACGGGCGUGUCCAAUUUCACCGCCAAGUCGCUGAAGGAGCUCGUUGACAAGACCGGUCUCGUUCCUGCUGUCAACCAGAUUGAGCGCCACCCCAUUCUCCCCAGCGACGAGCUCAUCGCCUACGCUAAGGAGAAGAACAUCCACAUCACCGCCUACUCCGCCUUUGGAAACAAUUUCUUCGACAUUCCUCUGCUAAUUACUCGACCUGAGAUCAAGGCCAUCGCAGAGAAGAAGGGUGCUACUCCUGCCCAGGUCAUCCUGGCGUGGAGCCAGGUCGGUGGACACUCCGUCAUCCCCAAGUCGGUGACGGCUUCCCGUAUUGCGGAGAACUUCAAGGAGAUUGAACUCGAUGACGAGGACAUCAAGGCCAUCAAGAAGUUCUCGGACGAGCACCAGGGCAGGAGGAGGUACAACGUUCCCUACACGGCGAACAAGCCUCGCUGGAGCAUCAACAUCUUUGACGAGCCUGAGGAGCAGGAAGCUCCCAACAAGUACAUCAUCUAA